Nerophis ophidion (straightnose pipefish) is the source of this 13261-nucleotide messenger RNA. RefSeq names its product sarcoplasmic/endoplasmic reticulum calcium ATPase 2. The transcript has 23 exons. The record is from RefSeq and is a predicted model, not a curated record. Gene Ontology annotation, molecular function: ATP hydrolysis activity; ATP binding; P-type calcium transporter activity. Lineage: Eukaryota; Metazoa; Chordata; Actinopteri; Syngnathiformes; Syngnathidae. Gene Ontology annotation, biological process: calcium ion transmembrane transport; intracellular calcium ion homeostasis. Gene Ontology annotation, cellular component: membrane. Bases 453 to 3575 code for a protein of 1040 amino acids.
CACAUGCGGACACCGAACACCGCAUUCGAGUUGGACGAAGGCUGAGACGGAGGUUACCGAAGAGGACGCUGGUGAUUCCGCAAUAAUACAUUCGGUCAGAGCAGGCUAGAAAGCAAGCACAUGUUGAUUUAACCUAUUUUGUGGAGUUUUGUUUCCCCCUACGGACUUAAAUAAAGCGUUAAUUUAAAGACAGCUACGCUAAUAUGGAGCUUUAUAGGGAGUACUAGUUCACAACGCAGCCGGCAACAUCGAGCCAUAGCAUUGUUAGCUUAGCUUUAGCGGCUAACCGGUUGUUACCUCACCGAGACUCAAAUCAGCCGUUUUUUUUGUUUUUAUUUCCUAUUCUCGGCAUCACUUCCUUAGGAGUAUUCAGUCGCGGUUUCAUUACCGCUUUACUCUGCUGCGACCGAGAAGAGCGAGGACUGCGUCAGGUGGGAGUCUAGUUCAUCAUCAUGGACAACGCUCACACAAAGACGGUGGAAGAAGUGUACACUUUCUUCAACGUCAACGAAAGCACCGGACUGAGCUUGGAACAAUUCAAGAAGCAGCGAGAGCGAUUCGGACCUAACGAAUUGCCCGCUGAGGAAGGCAAAUCCCUUUGGGCGCUGGUGGUGGAACAGUUUGAAGAUUUGCUUGUGAGGAUCCUUCUACUGGCUGCCUGCAUAUCCUUUGUGCUGGCCUGGUUCGAAGAGGGAGAGGAAACGAUCACGGCCUUUGUGGAGCCUUUUGUCAUCCUACUUAUUCUCAUCGCCAAUGCCAUUGUGGGAGUCUGGCAGGAGCGAAAUGCGGAAAAUGCGAUCGAGGCCCUUAAGGAGUACGAGCCAGAGAUGGGCAAGGUGUACCGCCAGGAUAGGAAGAGUGUCCAGAGAAUCAAGGCCAGGGACAUUGUGCCUGGAGACAUUGUGGAGGUCGCAGUUGGCGACAAAGUGCCUGCAGACAUCAGGCUCACCUCCAUCAAGUCCACCACGCUGAGGGUCGACCAGUCCAUCCUAACAGGAGAGUCUGUGUCCGUAAUCAAACACACGGACCCCGUGCCGGACCCUCGCGCUGUCAACCAGGACAAGAAGAACAUGCUCUUUUCUGGCACCAACAUCGCGGCAGGCAAGGCCGUAGGCGUGGUGGUGGCCACAGGCGGGAACACGGAGAUCGGUAAAAUCCGGGACGAGAUGGCUGCAACGGAGCAGGAGCGCACGCCGCUGCAGCAGAAGUUGGAUGAAUUUGGACAGCAGCUCUCUAAAGUGAUCACACUCAUCUGCAUCGCCGUGUGGAUGAUCAACAUCGGACAUUUCAACGACCCUGUCCAUGGAGGCUCCUGGAUCCGUGGGGCCGUCUACUACUUCAAGAUCGCCGUCGCUCUGGCAGUGGCGGCCAUUCCUGAAGGUCUGCCUGCUGUCAUCACCACUUGCCUGGCUCUGGGCACACGCCGCAUGGCCAAGAAGAACGCCAUCGUCCGUAGCCUACCCUCAGUGGAGACCCUUGGCUGCACAUCCGUCAUCUGCUCCGACAAGACCGGAACUCUGACAACCAAUCAGAUGUCUGUGUGCAGGAUGUUCAUUAUUGACCGUGCAGACGCCGGCCAUUGUUCCUUAAAAGAAUUCACUGUCACUGGUUCUACGUAUGCUCCGGAUGGACAAGUGUUCCAAGAUGGCAAACAAGUCCAGUGUUCCAAGUACGACGCUCUGGUGGAGCUGGCCUCCAUCUGCGCUCUCUGCAACGACUCCUCACUGGACUACAACGAGACCAAAGGUGUGUAUGAGAAGGUGGGCGAGGCCACGGAGACGGCCCUCACGUGUCUGGUGGAGAAGAUGAACGUGUUUGACACGGAAGUCAAAGGACUUUCCAAGAUCGAGAGAGCCAACGCAUGCAAUUCCGUGAUCAAGCAGCUGAUGAAGAAAGAGAUCACGUUAGAGUUCUCCAGAGACAGGAAGUCCAUGUCGGUGUACUGCACCCCCAACAAGGCUCGCUCCUCUGCAGGGAAAAUGUUUGUUAAGGGAGCCCCCGAGGGAGUGAUUGACAGGUGCUCGCACGUCCGUGUGGGCCACAACAAGGUGGCCAUGACCCCCGCCAUCAAGGACAAGCUGAUGUCUGUGAUCAGGGAGUACGGCACAGGCAGGGACACUCUGCGCUGCCUGGCUCUGGCCACCAGGGACAACCCUGUGGACAAGAGUGACUUGGUCUUGGAGGACUGCACUCGCUUUAUUGCCUAUGAAACUGAUCUAACGUUUGUGGGCUGCGUGGGCAUGUUGGACCCUCCCCGGGCGGAGGUGGCAGCUUCCAUUAGACUCUGCCGUCUGGCAGGCAUUCGUGUCAUUAUGAUCACGGGUGACAACAAAGGCACGGCAGUCGCCAUUUGCAGACGCAUCGGUAUUUUCGGAGAGGACGACGACGUGUCCAGCAUGGCGUUCACCGGCCGGGAGUUUGACGACCUGUCCCCGUCGGCGCAAAGGGAGGCGGUGGUCAAGGCUCGUUGCUUCGCCCGCGUGGAGCCGUCCCACAAGUCCAAGAUCGUGGAGUAUCUGCAGUCCUACGAUGAGAUCACAGCCAUGACCGGCGAUGGCGUGAACGACGCCCCCGCUCUCAAAAAGGCGGAGAUCGGCAUCGCCAUGGGCUCUGGCACGGCGGUCGCAAAGACAGCCUCCGAGAUGGUGCUGGCUGACGACAACUUUGCUACCAUCGUGGCUGCUGUGGAGGAAGGUCGAGCCAUCUACAACAACAUGAAGCAGUUCAUCAGAUACCUCAUCUCCUCCAACGUGGGAGAGGUUGUCUGCAUCUUCUUGACGGCGGCUCUGGGCUUCCCCGAAGCUCUCAUUCCAGUGCAGCUCCUGUGGGUCAACCUGGUGACUGACGGGUUGCCAGCCACCGCUUUGGGCUUCAACCCGCCAGACCUGGACAUCAUGAACAAAUCUCCUCGCAACGCCCGCGAGCCCCUCAUCUCUGGAUGGCUGUUCUUCCGAUACCUGGCCAUCGGAUGUUAUGUUGGCGCUGCCACUGUGGGUGCUGCUGCUUGGUGGUUUGUUGCUGCUGAAGACGGACCAAGGAUCACAUUUUACCAACUGAGCCACUUCCUGCAGUGUGGUCCAGACAGUCCUGACUUCCAGGGUCUGGACUGUAAAGUGUUUGAGUCUCCUUACCCAAUGACCAUGGCCUUAUCAGUGCUGGUCACCAUUGAGAUGUGCAACGCUCUGAACAGCGUGUCUGAGAACCAGUCUCUGCUGCGUAUGCCUCCGUGGGAGAACGUGUGGCUGCUGGGGGCCAUCUGUCUGUCCAUGUCCUUGCACUUCCUCAUCCUCUAUGUGGAGCCUCUUCCAAUGAUCUUCCAGAUCACGCCCCUCAACCUGACCCAGUGGCUGGUGGUGCUGAAGAUCUCCCUGCCGGUCAUCCUGCUGGACGAGGUGCUGAAGUUCUCGGCCAGGAACUACCUGGAGGCCGGUAAAGACGUGGAGGACAAGUCCAGGGCGUGCUGCCUGUCCGCAUGCUUGGAAGGCAUCUCCUGGCCCUUCAUGGCCGUCUGCCUGCCUCUGCUGCUCUGGGUCUACAGCACCGACACUAACAUGGCCCACAUGUUCUGGUCCUGACUCACCUGACGGGCGUCCUCACUCCCCCCCCCCCCCCCCUACCUUUGCUCACCUGCACCGCCUUCAUUCCCUCCCCGCCCACUCCACGUGUGCAUGUGUGUGUUGUGUGUGUGUGUGUGUGUGUGUGUGUGCGUGCAUGUGUGUGUUGUGUGUGUGUGUGUGUGUUGUGUGUGUGUGUGUGUGUGUGUGUGCAGGAGCAUCUCCAAUACUCUAAAUGUGCUGACAAGGCACUUGUUGGCUUGCAUAGUCUAGAUUUCCUUUGAAUAUGACUUCUGCCUUUUUAACUUUUAUCCCUGGCCCGUGUACAGCGUCACCACAGCAAUUAUUAUUAUUAUUAUUAUUAUUGUUUAUCCUCCUUAUGACAACACAAGAAGGGCCCAGCAGAAAAAGGUUGAUCUGUACAGAGAGUGAACACUAUUUUAUGCAAUUCAGCCGGUUUUUGUUUUGUUUUUUUUAUUUUUUAACAAGGACCAGAGUCGUGUCAUUCCUUGUCGUGCGGCGGGCGGGCGGGGGGGACAGGAAGUGUGUGUGUGUGUGUGUGUGUGUGUGUGUGUGUGUGUGUGUGUGUGUGUGUGUGUGUGUGUGUGUGUGUGUGUGUGUGUGUGUGUGUGUGUGUGUGUGUGUGUGUGUGUGUGUGUGUGUGUGUGUGUGUGUGUGUGUGUGUGUGUGUGUGUGUGUGUGUGUGUGUGUGUGUGUGUGUGUGUGUGUGUGUGUGUGUGUGACGUUCCAGAAGUGGUUGCUCAUUUCCCCCUGUGAUGGCAAGGCGGUGUGCCCUGACACCAGCACUACUACCUCAGCAAGUGUUGUGUGCUGGUCCCAGGUGCGCGCCUCACCUUCACCCAUCCCACACCUUUUUCAUUUCCUCACAUGAUGUCUAUUAUUUGCGCUUGGAUUCAAAGGACUUGGAUCACAAACAUGACUAGAAAGAUGACAAAUAUUCCCUAAACCUGUCUUUUUUGUUGUUGUUUUUUUUUUUUUUUUACUUUGAAGGCCAAAAUACACUCAUGAACCUUUGAAUCAAAGUCUUUUCUGUCUUUAUUCAAAAAUGAAUUUCUGCACUCACCGGUGUCAACUGGCCCCUCCCCCUUUGUCCUCAGCACUUUUGUAUAGAUUCUAUAUUCAUAACCUGACACUAGUCCCUAUCUAUUGUUUGGUCUAUGUUUUUGUUAUUGAUGUAAUUAACAUGUUAUUAAUAGUAACUAGACCCCAAUUAUAUCAAAACGGGUCUAAAACGGGUCUUGGUUUUUGGUUAACAUGUAAUAAACAUGUUAAUAAUAUUAGCUAGACCCCCAUCUAUAGCAGUAUUAGUUUUAAGUUAACCUGUAAUUAACAUGUUAAUCACUAUAUCCUAACUUUGCUUUGUUUUCGGUUAUUAACAUGUAGUAAACAUGUUAUUAAUAGUAACUUGACCCGAAUUAUAUAAAAAAAUGUCUUUGUAUUUGGUUAUUAACAUGUAAUAAACAUGUUAAUAGUAGCUAGACCCCCAACUAUAUCAGUCUUAUUAGUUUUAAUUUAACAUGUAGUUAACAUGUUAAUCACUAUCAAAAUUUGUCUUUGUUUUCAGUUAUUAACCUGUAAUAAACAUUAAUAGUAUUUAGACCCCCAACUACAUCAGUCUAUUAGUUCUAGCAACAUGUUAAUCAUAACUACACCCCAACUAUAUCGAAACUUGUAUUGGUUUUCAGUUAUUAACAUGUAAUAAACAUGUUAUUAAUAGUAACUAGACCCAACUAUAUCAGUCUAUUACAGUUUUAUUAACAUGUUAAUAAAUAUACCCACCUAUAUUAACACUUGUCAGUUUUCACUUAUUAACCUGUAAUAAACAUUAAUAGUAACUAGACCCCCAACUAUCAGUGUUAUAGUUUUCAGUUAACAUGUAAUAAACAUGUUAUUAAUAGUAACUAGACACCAAUUAUAUCAAAACUUGUCUUUGCUUUUGGUUAUUGACAUGUAUUAAACGUUGACAGUAGCUAUACCCCCCCCCCAACUAUAUCAGUCUAUUAGUUUUAAGUUAACAUGUUAAUCACUAUCAAAAUUUGUCUUUGUUUUCAGUUAUUAACAUGUAAUAAACACGUUAAUAGUAACUAGACCCCAACUACAUCAGUCUAUUAGUUCUAGUAACAUGUUAAUCACAACUACACCCAAACUAUAUCAGUCUAUUAUAGUUUUCAGUUAUUAACAUGUAAUAAACAUGUUAUUAAUAGUAACUAGACCAAACUACAUCAGUCAAUUAUAGUUUUAUUAACAUGUUAACUAGACCAGUUUUCAGUUAUUAACCUGUAAUAAACAAUAGUAACUAGACCCUCAACUACAUCAGUCUAUUAGUUCUAGUAACAUGUUAAUCAUAACUACACCCCAACUAUAUCAAAACUCGUAUUGGUUUUCAGUUAUUAACAUGUAAUAAACGUGUUAAUAGUAACAAUACCCAACUAUAUCAGUCUAUUAUAGUUUUAUUAACAUGUUAAUAACUAGACCCAACUAUAUCAAAACUUGUCAAUUUUCAGUUAUUAACCUGUAAUAAACAUUAAUAGUAACUAGACCCCCAACAAUAUCGGUAUUAUAGUUUUUAGUUAACAUAUAAUAAACAUGUUAUUAAUACUAACUGGACCCCAAUAUAUCAAAAAUUGUCUUAUCUUUGUAUUUGGUUAUUAACAUGUAAUAAACAUGUUAAUAGUUGCUAGACCCCCACCCAACUAUAUCAGUCUAUUAGUUUUAAGUUAACAAGUAGUUGACAUGUUAAUCACUAUCAAAACUUGUCUGUCUUCAGUUAACAUGUAAUAAACACGUUAUUAAUAGUAAUUAGACCCCCAACUAUAUCGGUAUAGUUUUUAGUUAACAUGUAAUAAACAUGUUAUUAAUACUAACUGGACCCCAAUAUAUCAAAAAUUGUCUUAUCUUUGUAUUUGGUUAUUAACAUGUAAUAAACAUGUUAAUAGUUGCUAGACCCCCACCCAACUAUAUCAGUCUAUUAGUUUUAAGUUAACAUGUAGUUAACAUGUUAAUCACUAUCAAAACUUGUCUGUCUUCAGUUAUUAACAUGUAAUAAACACGUUAUUAAUAGUAACUAGACCCCCAACUACAUCAGUCUAUUAGUUCUAGUAACAUGUUAAUCAUAACUACACCCCAACUAUAUCAAAACUUGUGUUGGUUUUCAGUUAUUAACAUGUAGUAAACAUGUUAUUAAUAGUAACUAGACCCAACUAUAUCAGUCUAUUAUAGUUUUAUUAACAUGUUAAUAACUAGACUCAACUAUUUCAAAACUUGUUAGUUUUCAGUAUUAACCUGUAAUAAACAUUAAUAGUAACUAGACCCCCAACUAUAUCGGUAUUAUAGUUUUUAGUUAACAUGUAAUAAACAUGUUAUUAAUAGUAACUGGACCCCAGUUAUAUCAACAAUUGUCUGUAUUUGGUUAUUAACAUGUAAUAAACAUGUUAAUAGUAGCUAGACCCCCAACUAUAUCAGUCUAUUAGUUUUAAGUUAACAUGUAGUUAUGUUAAUCACUAUCAAAACUUGUCUUUGUUUUCAGUUAUUAACAUGUAAUAAACAUUAAUAGUAACUACACCACCAACUAUAUCAGUAUUAUAGUUUUCAGUUAACAUGUAAUUAACAUGUUAAUCAUAACUAUAUCAAAACUGUCCACAUAAGUGGCCAUAGGACCCCAAUUCAGUAGUGUAUACACUUUUGGAAAUAAGAGCUAAAAGGUGCUGUCCACGCAUGUGGCCACUAAGCCUUUAAUCAUGACUAGACCCAACUAUAUCAAAACGUGUCAUAGUUUUCAGUUAUUAACAUGUAAUAAACAUUUUGAUAGUAACUAGACCCCAACUAAAUUAGUCUGUUAUAGUUUUAUUACCAUGUUAUUAAUAGUAACUCUACCCUAACUAUCAGUCUAUUAAUAACAAGUUAAUCAUGACUAGACUCAACUAUAUCAAAACUUGUGAUUAUAGUUUUCAGUUAUUAACAUGCAAUAAACAUGUUAAUAGUAACAACAUCCCAACUAUAUCAGUUUUAUUGGUGUUAAGUAAACAUGUAUGUAAUUAUCAUGUUAAUCAUAAUCAGACCCAAUUAUAUCAAAACUUGUCAUAGUUUUCAGUAAUAAACAUGUUAUUAAUAGUAACUAUAACCCAACUAUAUCAGUCUAUUAUAGUUUAAUUAACAUGUUAAUCAAAACUACACCAAACCAUAUCAACUAGUCAUAGUUUUCAGUUAUUAACAUGUAAUAAACAUGUAAUUAAUGGUAACUAGACCCCCCCCCAAACUACAUCAGUUCAUUAGUUUUAUUAACAUCUAAUUUACAUGUUAAUCAUAUAUAGUCUAUUAGUUUUAAAUCAACAUGUUAAUCCCUACACCCCAACUAUAUCAAAACGUGUCAUAGUUUUCAAUUAUUAACAUGUAAUAAACAUGUUAUUAUCAGUAACUAGAACCCAACUACAUCAGUCUAUUAUAGUUUUAACAUGCUAAUCACAACUAGACCCAAACUAUAUAAAAACUCAUUGUUUUUAGCUUUUAACCUGCAAUAAAAAUUAAUAGUAACUACAGCAGCUACAUUAGUUUAUUAUAGUUUUUUUAAUAUGCUAAUCAUAACUAGACCCCAACUAUUAUCAAAAUGUGUCAUUGUUUUUACUUAUUAACAUGUAAUAAACAUGUUAAUAGUAACUGGACAACUACAUCAGUCUAUUAUACAUUUAUUAACAUGUAAUUAACAUGUUAAUCAUAACUAGACCCCAACUAUAUCAAAACCUGUCAUAGUUUUCAGUUAUUAACAUGUAGUAAACAUGUUAAUAGUAUCUUGACCAACUACAUCAGUCUAUUAUAGUUGUAUUAACAUGUAAUUAACAUUUUAAUAGUAACUACACCCCCAACUACAUCAGUCUAUUAUCGUUUUAUUAACAUGUUAAUCAUAACUAGACCCCAACUAUCAAAACGUGUAAGUUUUCAGUUAUUAACAUGUAGUAAGCAUGUUAUUAAUAGUAACUAGACCCCCCCAACUACAUCAGUCUAUUAUAGUUUUAUUAACAUGAGAAUCAUAACUAGAUCCAACUAUAUCAAAACUUGUAUUGGUUUUCAGUUAACAUGUAAUAAACAUGUUAUUAAUAGUAACUAGACCCAACUACAUCAGUCUAUUAUAGUUUUAUUAACGUGUUCAUAACUACACCCCAACUAUAUCAAAACUGGUCAGUUUUCAGUUAUUAACCUGUAAUAAACAUGAAUAAUAACUAGACCCCAACUAUAUCGGUAUUAUAGUUUUCAGUUAACAUGUAAUUAACGUGUUUAUCAUAACUAGACCCCAACUAUAUCAAAACUUGUCAUAGGUUUCAGUUAUUACCAUGUAAUUAACAUGUUAUGAAUAGUAACUAGACCCCCCCAACAACAUCAGUCUAUUAUAGUUGUAUUAACAUGUAAUUAACAAUUUAAUCAUAACUAAACCCCAACUAUAUCAAAACUUGUCAUAGGUUUCAGUUAUUACCAUGUAAUAAGCAUGUUAUAAAUAGUAACUAGACCCCCCCAACCACAUCAGUCUAUUAUAGUUUUGUUAACAUGUUAAUCAUAACUAGACCCCAACUAUAUCAAAAUCUGUCAUAGUUUUUAGUUAUUAACAUGUAAUAACCAUGUUAUUAAUAGUAACUUGACCCCCAACUACAUCAGUCUAAUAUAGUUUUAUUAACAUGUAAUUAACAUGUUAAUCAUAACUAUACCCCAACUAUAUCAAAAUUUGUCAUAGUUUUCAGUUAUUAACAUGUAAUAAACAUGUUAAUAGUAACCAGACUCCCAAUCCUAAAAACCUGUCUUUUAUAGUUUUAGUUAUUAACAUGUAAUUAACAUGUUAUUAAUAGUAACUAGACCCCAACAAUAUCACAACUUGUCUAUUAUAGUUUUAAGUUAUUCACAUGUCAUUAACAUGUCAAUAAUAACCAGACCAACUAUAUCCAAACUUGUCUAUUAUAGAUUUUAGAUAACAUGUAAUAAACAUGUUAUUAAUAGUAACUACACCAACUAUAUCACAACUUAUUAUAGUUUUCUGUUAAUCAACAUGUUAAUAGUAACUAGACUCCAACUAUAUCAAAACUUGUGUAUUAUCGUUUUUAGUUAUUGACUUGUAAUUAACAUGUCAUAGUUAUGAUUGACACGAUAGAAUUAUGAUUGACAUGAUAUAAAUAUGAAUAACGUCUUGGAAUGAUGAUUGACAGGAUAUAAUUUUGAUUGACAUGUUGGAAGUACGAUUGACAUUAUAUAAUUAUGAUUGACAUUUUAUUAUGAUUGGCAUGUUAAUAUUAUGAUUGAUAUAUAAUGAUAGGUUAUAAGAUAGGUUCCGCGACCCUGAAAGGGACAGUCGGUAGGAAAUGGAUGGAUGGACGAUAAAUUAUGAUUAACGUGUUGGCAUGAUGACUGGCAUGAUAUAAUUAUGAUUGACAUGAUAUGAUUAUGAUUAACGUGUUGGCAUGAUGACUGGCAUGAUAUAAUUAUGAUUGACAUGUUAUGAUUGUGAUUAACGUAUGAGAAGGAUGAUUGACAUGAUAUAAUUAUGAUUGACAUAUUAUGAUUGACAUGUUAUAAUGAUGAUUGACACAUUGUGAUUGACGUGUUAUAAUGAUGAUUGACACAUUAAAAUUGACAUGUUAUAAUUAUGAUUGACAUGUUGGAAAUAUGAUUAUCAUGAUAUAGUUAUGAUUGCCAUUUUGUUAUGAUUGACAUAUUAUGAUUGACAUGUUGGAAAUAUGAUUGACAUAAAUUAUUGUUCACUUGUAAUUAUGAUUGACAUAUUAUGAUUGACAUGUUGGAAUAUGAUUGACAUAAAUUAUGGUUCACUUGUAAUUAUGAUUGACAUAUUAUGAUUGACAUGUUAUAGUUAUGAUUGACAUAAAUUAUGCUUCGCAUGUUAUAAUUAUGAUUGACAUUCUAUGAUUGACAUAUUAUGAUUGAUGUGUUAUAAUUAUGAUUGACAUGUUAUAAUUAUGAUUGACACAUUAUAAUUGACAUGUUAUAAUUAUGAUUGAUGCAUUAUGAUUGACAUGUGAUUGACAUGUUACAAUUAUGAUUGACACAUUAUGAUUGACAUGUUACAAUUAUGAUUGACAUAUUAUAAUUGAAAUGUUAUGAUUAUGAUUGACAUAUUAUAAUUGACAUGUUAUAUUUAUGAUUGACAUAUGAUUGACAUGUUAUAAUUAUGAUUUACAUAUUAUGAUUGACAUGUUAUAAUUAUGAUUGACAUGUUAUAAUCAUGAUUGACAUAUUAUGGUUGACAUGCUAUAAUUAGGAUUGACACAUUUAAAUUGACAUGUUAUAAUUAUGAUUGACAUAUUAUAAUUUACAUGUUGUAUUUAUGAUUGACAUAUGAUUGACAUGUUAUGUUUAUGAUUGACAUAUUAUGAUUGACAUGUUAUAAUUAUGAUUGACAUAAAUUAUGGUUCACAUGUUAAAAUGAUGAUUGACACGACAGUUAUGAUUGACAUGUUAUCAUUAUGAUUGCCAUGAUAUAAUUAUGAUUGACAUGUUAUAAUUAUGAUUGACACAUUAUGAUUGACAUGUUAUCAUUAUGAUUGCCAUGAUAUUAUGAUUGAAAUGUCAUAAUUAUGAUUGACAUAAAUUAUGGUUCUCAUGUUAGAAUGAUCAUUGACAUGUUAAAAUGAUGAUUGACACGACAGUUAUGAUUGACAUGUUAUCAUUAUGAUUGCCCCAUUAUGAUUGACACGUUAUAAUUAUGAUUGACAUAAAUGAUGGUUCACAUGCUAGAAUGAUCAUUGACAUGUUAAAAUGAUGAUUGACACGACAGUUAUGAUUGACAUGUUAUCAUUAUGAUUGCCAUGAUAUAAUUAUGAUUGACAUAUUAUGAUUGACAUGUUAUAAUUAGGAUUGACACAUUAUGAUUGAUAUAUUAUAAUUGACAUGUUAGAGUUAUCAUUGACAUAUUAUAAUUGACAUGUUAUAUUUAUGAUUGACAUGUUAUAGUUAUGAUUGACAUAUUAUGAUUGACACAUUAUAAUUAACAUAAAUGAUGGUUCACAUGCUAGAAUGAUCAUUGACAUGUUAAAAUGAUGAUUGACACGACAGUUAUGAUUGACAUGUUAUCAUUAUGAUUGCCAUGAUAUAAUUAUGAUUGACAUAUUAUGAUUGACAUGUUAUAAUUAGGAUUGACACAUUAUGAUUGAUAUAUUAUAAUUGACAUGUUAGAGUUAUGAUUGACAUAUUAUAAUUGACAUGUUAUAUUUAUGAUUGACAUGUUAUAGUUAUGAUUGACAUAUUAUGAUUGACACAUUAUAAUUAACAUAAAUGAUGGUUCACAUGCUAGAAUGAUCAUUGACAUGUUAAAAUGAUGAUUGACACGACAGUUAUGAUUGACAUGUUAUCAUUAUGAUUGCCAUGAUAUAAUUAUGAUUGACAUAUUAUGAUUGACAUGUUAUAAUUAGGAUUGACACAUUAUGAUUGACAUAUUAUAAUUGACAUGUUAUAAUUAUGAUUGACAUAUUAUAAUUGACAUGUUAUAUCUAUGAUUGACAUAUGAUUGACAUGUUAUAGUUAUGAUUGACAUAUUAUGAUUGACAUGUUAUAAUUAUGAUUGACAUAAAUUAUGGUUCACAUGUUAAAAUGAUGAUUGACACAACAGUUAUGAUUGACAUGUUAUCAUUAUAAUUGCCAUGAUAUAAUUUUGAUUGACAUGUUAUAAUUAUGAUUGACACAUGAUGAUUGACAUGUUUUGAUUGACAUAAAUUAUUGUUCACAUGCUAGAAUGAUCAUUGACAUGUUAAAAUGAUGAUUGACACGACAGUUAUGAUUGACAUGUUAUCAUUAUGAUUGCCAUAAUAUAAUUAUUAUUGACAUGUUAUAAUUAUGAUUGACACAUUAUGAUUGACAUGUUACCAUUAUGAUCGCCGUGAUAUAAUUAAGAUUGACAUGUUUGGAUUCUGAUUGACAACACGUGUGUGCUUCUCCCUUCUUUCAACGCCUUCCGAUGGCCCUUGUGUCACUGGAGUGAGUAUUCCCCCACGCCUGCAGUGUGCUGCCCCCUGCUGGUGUGGAGGCACUUUUCCCACUUUCACACCUGUGACGGCUCACCUGCUUCUUCUUUCUCGCUCAUGUUGCACUUUCUCUCUUCCAGGUUGGCUCUCCUGACAACCUGCACGCACUUUAGGCGGCGGCCGGAGUCGCAGCUCCACGUGACACACACACACACACACACACACACACACACACACACACACACACACACACACACACACACACACACACACACACACACACUUCUGACUUUUGACCUGUGAAGACGGUCAAAUGUUCUUGCCUGCUUUUGUUUUCUGUUCUUGCGUGCUUUUAUUUUCUGACUUUUGACCUGUAAAGAAAGUAAAAAUGUUCCUGCCUGCUUUUAUUUUCUGACUUCGAAGAAGGUGACUUCCUGAACUUAAAAGCCUCCCCGGACCACGGCUGCUUUUUUUACAUUCCACUCGUGAAGGUUUGGAGAAGAGGACUUUGAAUUUUUUUUUUACACUUUGCCCCAAACGAGGGAUGAUUCUUCUUGUCUGCACUCCUCCCAGCUUAUGUUGUUUCAAGGACAUCUGAGCAAGGCCUAGAGGUCGUCAAAGUGAGGCGUGGUGCCUGGCCGACAGAAAUAUAAACAUGUGAACGUCAACUUCCUGUAGAAAAUAAGAUGGCUGUAGUUCCAAGUGCUUUCUGGCUAAUAAAUCUUAUUGAAACUC